This is a messenger RNA of Acanthoscelides obtectus, 1076 nucleotides long. The record is from the annotation of a GenBank genome assembly. Lineage: Eukaryota; Metazoa; Arthropoda; Insecta; Coleoptera; Chrysomelidae.
GAUGGUUUCCAAUUAUAAAAGAAAAGCCAAUAGAGGGGCAUGGAAUGAGAAGAACAUGGAGCGAGCGUUGCAGGCUGUAACAGAAAAGCGCAUGGGUUGGUUAAAGGCUAGCAGGCAUUUCCAAGUGCACACAUCGUCUCCAACCGCUCGAUGUGUGCUUUUUUGGACCACUAAGUGCAUGGAGCACGCGCAGCAGAAGAAAUAUCUCAAGUACCAAAAGAGACAGACACUCCUCUCCACCAUCUUUAUUCCAACAGUUAGCUGUGUAUCUAUCGGCAGGAUUAUCCUAUGGAGCCAUCAGUGAUGCAUUCAAAAUUGGAACCUCAAAGGUUCACUACAUUAUUGCAGAAGUUUGCACAGCAAUUUGGGAUAAGUUAGCAUCGAUACACAUGCCGGAACCUACAACUAAUUUGCUUCUGCGAUCAUCUACUCUUUACAUGCAAAAGUGGAAUUUCCCCAACUGCGAGGGGGCUAUAGACGGGAAGCAUAUUCCUGUGAAAUGCCCUGCUAAUUGAGGAAGUAUAUACUAUAAUUAUAAAGGGUACUAUUCAAUCGUUCUGCAAGCACUUGCUGAUGCACAAUACAAAUUUAUUACGAUAGAAGUUGGUGCAUAUGGUAAACAAUCUGACGGUGGAAUAUUUUCCGAAAGUACGCUUUAUCGCUGCUUAAAAAAUGGUACUUUUAGUAUGCCAGCAGACACAGAAUUGCCACAAACAGACAUAAAUUGUCCCUUUGUGGUUAUCGGAGAUGAAGCUUACCCUUUGACUCCUUGGCUUAUGAGACCUUUCCCGAGGAGGGAAUUGGACGACUUGAAACGAACAUUCAAUGAACGCUUGUCAAGAGCUAGAAGAGUUGUGGAAAGUUCGUUUGGAAUUUUGGCGUCUAAAUGGAGGUUACUCCAAAAACCAAUUGAAACAACCCUUGAUUUAGCUGACAAAAUUGUAAAGUGUAUGUGCGUGUUGCAUAACAUUGUUAUCGACAAGGACUGAAUGGACGAAUUGAUACUCCACGAGAUAGACCAACAAUCGUCCAAUUUCGGUGAAACUGAAGAACAACUGUCUCCAACUAUAAACACA